CUAGCCCACCGGGGCUGCACCCUCCACCACUACCCCGAGAAUGUUCUCAUGCCCGGCGAGAAACGCCCAACACUUGUCAAGAGCAAGGGUAUCCACGACCUCACAAUCCAUGAGCGGGACCUACUCACUGACGCACUCAGAAACAAUUCCAUCACCGUUCAACACAUCAACAAUAACACCCGCCGGCAAAUCAUGAUCUCCCGUGAACCGAUCAUCUUCGGAGAGGCGCCUGAAUAUGAUUCGCAAGACCUGCGUGGCCGGCGUGCGUUCCUCAAUGGUCGGAUCGAUAGGAAGGGG
This is a messenger RNA of Suillus clintonianus, 297 nucleotides long. RefSeq lists its product as uncharacterized. The annotation marks the transcript as partial. The transcript has a single exon. NCBI's taxonomy places the organism in Eukaryota, Fungi, Basidiomycota, Agaricomycetes, Boletales, Suillaceae. The record is from RefSeq and is a predicted model, not a curated record.